CACUGUUAUGUUCCGGGGUUCUCUGGUUCUCUUGGUGGGGUUUUUCCUGUGCGCCUUUUCCACCUCUUACCACCAGAUGGCGACAGGUUCCGGUUGGAGUGCGGUGGUGUCAUCAGCCACAGCUGUCAUCUAUUACCCUCAUCAGCGGAGCAUACUUAAGGAGUUGACCGCCAGUCCAGCGUCGCCUGAGUGUUUGCCAGUCACGGUGAUCCCUUUGACACUCUGGACCCGUGGACCAGAUCCUGGCAGUUUCCUUGGUUUCAGAACCUCCCUCGUGACGCCGUGGAAGAUACCCACUGGUUGCCCGAGUUCCCAGACUCACCUCUCCGUUGUUUUGCAAGUAUCUCCUGGACCCCACGGCUGGCGGUCGAACCACUCCUCUGUGUCUCCGUUGCACCCGAGCCUAUGUCCGUUCUCCGCCGCACUCCUCCGUUUGUUCCUGGACCCACUAAGAGACCGAGACCCUGGACAUACUCAGUUACCCUCCAAGAUUCAGAUCCAGCCACCACCAAUGAACCACUGCUGCCCGUUACAGUUGAUUCCCUGGACCAGACCACCUUCCCACACUCUGAUAAUUGUGUACCUAAAUAAAUCAUUUAAACUGAUUCUUACUCUCCUGUCUUGUGUUCUGCAUGUGGGCUAGAAACCUUUAA
Xiphophorus couchianus (Monterrey platyfish) is the source of this 653-nucleotide messenger RNA. RefSeq lists its product as uncharacterized. Bases 8 to 643 code for a protein of 211 amino acids. The transcript has 3 exons. Lineage: Eukaryota; Metazoa; Chordata; Actinopteri; Cyprinodontiformes; Poeciliidae. The record is from RefSeq and is a predicted model, not a curated record.